AUUCACAGGGUACGGACGGGUUAGAUCGAGUGAUGACGGUCGGGUCAUGUUUAGUUUCGGAUGGCGGGCGCGCGGUGUGCGUCUACAGAUCCUGCCGUGGAAGACUUUGUACAAGUCAACCGGCUGUCUGGACUUGUUGAAGCACGCCAAGCAGAGGUGAUGCACAUUCACAUCAUCCUGAACGCCUCCGAGUCUGAGAUUCGCUCAGCUGUUCAGCAUCAGUUUAACUGCAGCCACUCGUAAAGCGAAACUAACUCUAUCGGGUUUUUUUCAAAAGCAUUUUCCCCAAUUUUAUAUCAUUCCACUCCUUUCUUUUCUCAAAACAACUAAAGACCACUCUUCAAAACCGACGAAGCUUAUAGUCUUAUUGUCAAAGUUUCCCCUGGAAUUUGUACUUGUGGCUGGCUCAGACCAUCAGGGGGAAAUGUUUCUCGGAAGUUGGAGGGGCAGCGAAUCUGGUGGACUCAUCAGCACCGUGAUUGUAGUCGGAUGCGCCAUCGCUUUGCUGAUUCUGAACCAACGCAUCCAGCCUGUGCGGGCUUCAUCGCCUUUAGGCCCUGGGCCCGGUCCCUUGGCCUCUCGGGACGGGUCCGGGGCGCAGGACGCGUCUUGUCCGCGGGAGUUUCGUGGCUGCAACUGGUACUGCCCGAGUCUGCCGGAGAGGUGCAUCGGAGAGCGGCUCCUGCCGGACCCAUGCCGGUGCUGCACGCUGUGCAUGAAGCAGACGGGGGAGAGAUGCUCCUUGCCUCGCGAGGCGUGCGAUGCUGCUUUUCAACUCGACUGCGUGGAGGGCAGAUGUAAAGGUCCAAUGAAUGUGCAGAUCCGAAGUGCCUCCGCGACCUCCAUCAACCUGAGCUGGGAUGCCUUUCUUCCAGCCGGCAGUGACGGAGGACAUUACGUGGUGUAUUUCACAAGCCAGUAUACGGAGACUAUAUCCGGAUGGCCUGGAGUUAUCGAGGUAGGCAAUGCUACAUUCGCCUCCAUACGUGACCUACAGAAGGGGUUGGCUUAUUACUUCCGGGUCAGCUACAGACUCCCCAGACGGGGUAUCGUUAUGGAGGGACCGUUGUCGGAAGUGGCGCUACACCAGACGGGUACUCCAGCACCGACGGGAGGCUGUGAGCACGAUGCCACGCAUUACGACGAGGGCCAAACCAUCCAGCAAAGCUGCGACACCGUGUGCGAUUGCCUGCUAGGCCGUUGGAUAUGUAGGCCCAGGAGUUGCCCGCCCUCUCCCGACGUGGUACUGUACAACCCGAUCAAUUGCCGUGAAGUCCCACACCCUGACGACCCACACUGCUGUCAGAUGAUCGAGUGCGAUGAGGGACCAUCUGAACCAUUGAAUCCAGCUGACUGUACCCGCAAUGAUGUGGUUCAUCGCCACGGUGAGACCUAUUACCUCGGCUGCGAGGAGGUAUGUCACUGCGAUAAUGGCGUGGAGUCAUGCACACAGCGCUGUCCGGAGGCAGGCUCCAUGCUACCGGACAGUUCGUCUUGCCCGCAGCCCCAGCUGAACACCCCGCCGGACGGCGAAUGCUGCCCCUACUGGACAUGCCCGCCGCCUCCGGGCUCUUGCGAGAUGAACGGCAACACGUACGAGGAGGACGAAUACUUCGACAUCGGCUGCAGCAUGCGUUGCCAGUGUAAGGCCAACUACGUGGCGUGCUUGUCCCGGUGUCCCUACGACUUCCGCGCGCCCACUGAGGACUGCCCGGAGCCCAAGCAGGUCCAGGUACCCGGCGAGUGCUGCAUGCAGUGGGAAUGCCCAACCGCCUCCGCGACCACGGACUGUGUCUACUUCGGCUCACUGGGUAACAUCACCAUGGCCAACGGUGAGUGGAUCGACGAGGGUUGUGACCAGCGGUGCCUGUGCGACCACGGCAGCUUGGUCUGCAUGCCGGUCUGCGUCUCGCCCUCUCCCCCGUCGCCCACGCCGCUCUGCCCCACGCCGGUCAUCACCAAGCUACGGAGCGAGGACUGCUGCGAGGUGAUUGCCUGCCACGAUCCCAAACAGCAGAGUCCUAACGUUGUACGUGAUGUGUCGGUGUUUUCUUUCAACGACACAUCCAUCACCGUGGCCUUCGCCCCGCCGGCAAAUGACGAGCUGCUCUCCAGUCUAGACGGUUAUAUCAUCCAGUACACGGACAGUGCUCAAAACGUCAACCCCGAAACCUGGAAAAAAUACCGAAAGGAUUUCCCAGCCGGUAUUCGAGUCCGCGGCCAUAUCAUUAUUGAGAUCACAGGCUUGUCCCGACGGACCACAUACUAUCUGCAGAUCAGAGUCAGUAUACCAGACCGUAUGGAGCCCAGAUGGCCCAACACGCUCCCAGCUACUGACACCAUUGUGGUGACCACCGUGGAAAACGCUCCACAGCCCUGCACGUACAAGAGCCAGGUCUACCAGCACAGCGAGCGCUUCUACGACGGCUGCGAGUCUUCGUGCGAGUGCAAGGCCGGUAGGACAAUAUGCCGUGAGCGGUGCCCGGUAACGGAGCUGCUGCCGUCCUACGUCUGCCCAAACCCCCAGCGAGUGGUCGUGGAGGGCCAGUGCUGUCCAGAGUGGAGAUGUCUACCAAAAGAUGGUGACUGUUCGCAUGGUGGCAAUAUAUACUUAAAUGGCAUGCAGUGGCGUCAGGGAUGCGAUCUGCGCUGUUCGUGUGACUCGGGGGAAGUCUCGUGUCACAAUCUGUGUAGCACCACGCCCCCAGCGGCCACAUCUGACUGUCCCUACCCAGUUCAAGUCAGCGUACCAGACACAUGCUGCAAGGAGUGGCUGUGCUAUGAUACGCCGCAGCCAGCCCACGGACCCAUCCCCUCUCUUUCCGUCCCCCUGUCCUCCUUCCAGAUGAACAUCACUGCCAAGGAAAUCUCGGCCUAUCAGGCCACCAUCUCCUGGCCCCCGAUGACGGACGUCCAGCGCCGGUAUAUAGCUCGCUUCCGUCUCAAGUACAAGGAGCUGUCAUAUGGCGUGAAGGAUUGGGCCACAACCGUUGAACUUAGAGCCUCGAUGGUAAGCUACACGAUGCUGGACCUGAGACCAGCCCGAAGCUACGUUGUGCAAUUGGUGGUGCUCGUCGGGGACCCGACCGUUGCCAUCCACCUACCGUCAAACAAAGUGGAGGUGGACACACUUUGGAUACCGUCCAAGCCGUACCCUGGCCGGCCCUUCAAGAUCGAAGCCGAAACCAUUAGUACGGACUCCAUCACAGUGCGGUGGACCAUGCUUCCCGUAGAAAUAGCCCAGCACAUCAUAGGCUGGCGCCUCAUGGUCACGGACGCCCAGGACAGCCGGGUAGUCCUAUCGGAUAUCGUGGAACCCACAGCUCUGUCCACCGUGGUCGGGAACCUGACGCAGGGGACAGUGUACCACCUGCAGCUGCUGGGGCUGUGGGAUAACGGGACGCUCACCCGAGAGGUCAGGUCCCAGACACUGGUUGUGAAAACCAAUCACGAUCAAGGUACAGGCAAGCCCGCAUCCUUUUCGUCGGCUGGUGCCAUAGGGGGCGCUCUCGUAGCCAUCUUCGUACUGGUAGCCUUGGUCGCUAUCGUGGUGUACAUACGUGUGCGCAAAUCCAGAUACUCCAAGCGGUACGACGUGUACAUGCACAACACCACCGUCAACUACGACACGGGCGCAGGCUACGAGCAAGUCUACUCCAGUACGGCAUCAGGGUUAGAUGAGGACAUGAAAGGAAAUGGAUUGACCAUCCGAAGAGACAGCGAAGCGGGACUUCUGGAUGCGGCGGACUAAACUGGCCGCCAGAGGCAACUGCUCUAAAGUGGUCGCCGUGUGGAGUAUCAAGAUGAUAAAUUAUUUCUUUGUAAACUGACGGAGUUUGAUAUUAUCAUUAAUUGUGUAGACGGGGCUAAAUAUACUAGUUGUGAAGGACAUGAGCUUCUGACGUUAUUCGGGUCGAGCUUUAUAAUAACUGUGAAAAGUUCUAUUGGCAAUCUUGAGUGGAUUACAUAAGUUUAAAUGCGACACUUUUUAAUUAAUGAGUAAAGAAAAUGUAUAUUGGUGAAUGCUGUUUUUUAAAUUUCAUGAAAAAAAUGUGUACUUCCUCCCUUCCCCUCUUGAGCGGCGUCCCAAUGGACCGAUCCAGUAAGCACCGCCCCAUGGUGUUUUGACCAAUCACAGCCGUGAUUUAUGUCCGACGUGCGU
This is a messenger RNA of Patiria miniata (bat star), 4162 nucleotides long. RefSeq lists its product as uncharacterized. The transcript has 16 exons. Lineage: Eukaryota; Metazoa; Echinodermata; Asteroidea; Valvatida; Asterinidae. The record is from RefSeq and is a predicted model, not a curated record. The coding region runs from base 425 to 3751 and encodes 1108 amino acids. Gene Ontology annotation, cellular component: extracellular region. Gene Ontology annotation, molecular function: protein binding.